AAAAUGUUUGCGCAUUGCAAAGCCUUCGGAGUUAAAUAAAAAAAAGUUCGGAAUAUGGCCGUCGGAGUUUCCGACGGCCUUUUCCGAUCAAUCUACGAAGGAUGUUUAUCUAGUUGUGAUAUUGUCAUUGAACGUCGACCGUACCACCGUAAUUGUGGUUGUGCCCUUCACGACAAAUCACGCCAAAAUUGUCGCCACAAGUUCUCCAAAAGCACGAACGUGUCUUACCCAAUAAGGAGAAUCUGGAACGAAGGAUGUUUGGCUUUAGAUGCGACCACCAUGGCUUCGCCAUCUUCUUCGCCGUGCAUUACGAGUUUUCACAAGGCUGUAAAGCAACCGUUGGAAUUAUGUAAAGAAGAAGAAGAUGAUGGUUAUGAAGACAAUUACUAUAUGGCUAAGUUGUGGAACUGAAAUAUGGAAAGGGAAUGAAUAAAUUUUUAGACCAAUUUUUUUUUAGAAUUAAAAAAAAAAAAAGAUUAGAGGGUAAUUUUUAUUUUUGAUGGUCUAAUAAAAAAUCUAGAAAAAAAAAUGUUUUUGAUUUAUGCCAUUUUUAUUAAUUGCCCUAAAAAUUUGGUUGGUUGCUAUGUAACUGGGGUUUAAAAAUUUGUUCAUCAAUAAAUCAUUGCAUUUUGCGGAGUUAGAAA
Gossypium arboreum is the source of this 644-nucleotide messenger RNA. RefSeq lists its product as uncharacterized. Lineage: Eukaryota; Viridiplantae; Streptophyta; Magnoliopsida; Malvales; Malvaceae. Bases 55 to 411 code for a protein of 118 amino acids. The record is from RefSeq and is a predicted model, not a curated record. The transcript has a single exon.